Lepidothrix coronata (blue-crowned manakin) is the source of this 1079-nucleotide messenger RNA. RefSeq names its product hippocalcin like 4 (gene HPCAL4). The coding region runs from base 95 to 670 and encodes 191 amino acids. Gene Ontology annotation, molecular function: calcium ion binding. The transcript is spliced from 4 exons. Lineage: Eukaryota; Metazoa; Chordata; Aves; Passeriformes; Pipridae. The record is from RefSeq and is a predicted model, not a curated record.
CGCGGCCCCUCCGGUACCGGCUCCGGCACCGGCUCCGCGCCCCGCCCGGCCCCGCCGAGCCGCCACCUGCCCGCGCCGCACGACAGGGGCAGCCAUGGGCAAGCACAGCAGCAAGCUGGCCCCGGAGAUGCUGGAUGACCUGGUGAGGAGCACGGAGUUCAGCGAGCAGGAGCUGAAGCAGUGGUACAAGGGCUUCCUCAAGGACUGUCCCACCGGCAUCCUCAACCUGGAGGAGUUCCAGCAGCUCUACAUCAAGUUUUUCCCCUACGGAGACGCCUCCAAGUUUGCCCAGCAUGCUUUCCGCACCUUCGACAAGAACGGGGAUGGGACCAUCGACUUCAGGGAGUUCAUCUGUGCCCUGUCUGUCACCUCCAGGGGCACCUUCGAGCAGAAGCUCAACUGGGCCUUUGAGAUGUAUGACCUGGAUGGGGACGGGAAGAUCACACGCUUAGAGAUGCUGGAGAUCAUUGAGGCCAUUUACAGGAUGGUGGGGACUGUGAUCAUGAUGAGGAUGAACCAAGAUGGGCUGACACCCCAGCAGCGUGUGGACAAGAUCUUCACAAAGAUGGACAAGGACAAGGACGACCAGAUCUCCCUGGAGGAGUUCAAGGAGGCUGCAAAGAGUGACCCUUCCAUCGUCCUCCUCCUGCAGUGUGACAUGCAGAAAUAGAGCCCUGGGGCUCAGUACUGGACUGGCUGCAGCCAACCUCUGCUCCCUGUGCUGGUUUCAAUGCCCAUUUUUUGCUGAGCCCCUCUGUGCCCGCUUGGUCCCAGGCAUCAGCCACGCUCCACCCCUCCUGCUGCCCAUCCACCUCUGCUCCAGCUGUAUCUUGGACAGCUCACAUUCCAUACCCUCGAAGGGUAGAGCCUGCUCUGGGUAUUGUCAGCGUGAGGUUACCCCAAAUCCAUCUUAUCCCAUCCUGGAGCUGGAUUCCCUGCAAGCCAGUGACAAGUUUCCUGGCUCCCCAGGGCUAACUGUUCCCACAUCCCUGCUGCUUUAGAAUCACAUCCAACCUAAACCUGGUUGUAGCCAGGUGGGGGUUGGUCUCUUCUCCCAGGCAACUAUCAGUAAGACAAGA